This is a messenger RNA of Klebsormidium nitens, 1473 nucleotides long. The record is from the annotation of a GenBank genome assembly. NCBI's taxonomy places the organism in Eukaryota, Viridiplantae, Streptophyta, Klebsormidiophyceae, Klebsormidiales, Klebsormidiaceae.
AUGUCGGACAAACAGCACCUGUUGCUGGAGAAGCUGCGGAUCUACUACAACGACCCGACACACUGCUCUACACUACUGGAUGUACUCCAACAAAAGUCCGGGUACCCGAGCCUCCGGACCAUCGAUUGGUUGAUCACUAACUACGCCAAGAAGAAGGGUGUCUCCUACAUUCACGAUGGCAGACCGGUGAACCUUUCUCUCGCCUACAAAGACCAGCUGAGGGCAUAUUCGAAGCGACAGUUCGACCCGUUCAACAGACGCGAACGCAUCGUUUUUCCCAUCAUCGACGUCCGCAACAACCCGAAAGCACCGACCACGACCAUCGGAGGCGAAGAAGGGAUGGAGAUCAAGCUGAUCUUCCCGGAGGAGGCCAAGCGUCACGAAUACCCAAAGGACAGCGUGAUCCACAGCCUGGUCACCACCGUCUGCCAGCUGAACUUUUUCAAGUUUGCGAUAGAUUACGGAGUCUUGGAGUAUGCGAAAUUCAGCAAACAAGCCAUCGAGAAGGACAUGAUCGAAUCCACGAGAGUCAAGAACGAGGAGACGGAGAGAUGGCCCGAUUCGGACGUGAAGAAAAAAGCAAAGGACGGGGGAGAGGGCAAGAGGACGGUAGUUCAACACAAGGCUGCCCUCAUGCAGAACAGGAGAUUCUACGACGAUUAUGAGCUUGGACUCGAGAUUGGGAGUGGAAGUUUCGGAAGGACGCACGUCGCUAUCGCCAAAAAGAUUGCUGGAGGAAAGCGAGUGGCGGUGAAAGUCAUUCCGAAACGCAGGAUGACAAGUCAGGUAGAAGUGGACGAUGUAGUCCGCGAGGUGACCAUCUUACGCAUGUUGCAACGCCAUGAUAACGUGGUCGACUUUAUAGAGGCUUAUGAGGAUGUCAUGAACGUGUACAUAGUCAUGGAACUAUGUCAUGGUGGUGACUUGGCCGACCGCAUACUCGACGUCGGAGGACGUUGCUCGGAGGAGAGCGCAAUUCCGAUCGUCUGGCAGAUAUUGAGCUCCGUCGCAUACAUGCAUCGCAUGGGAGUGAUCCACAGGGAUAUCAAACCCGAGAACUUCUUGUUCGCCAGCGAAGAAAAGGACUCGCUCCUGAAAGCGAUCGAUUUCGGCCUCUCUGGAUUAUGUGGAGAGCGAGAAGUGUUGGACGACAUCGUCGGCAGUCCUUACUUCGUAGCUCCAGAGGUACUGAAGAAGGCGUACGAUCUGAAAGCUGACGAGUGGAGCAUCGGGGUCUUGACUUACAUCCUGCUGGUCGGAUCACGACCGUUCUACGGCAGGACCGAGUCGGAGGUAUUCGAGGCGGUCCUGUCGAAGAGUCCAAACUACGACGGGGUGGCCAUAACUAACGACGCCAAGAACUUUCUGCAGAAUCUGCUCACGAGAGAUGUCAAGGGGCGCCUCACUGCGUCGCAGGCCUUGGAACACCCUUGGUUGCAGAAGAGCCGUUCGUCACCGGUCCUUAAAACCUAG